GACAGCUCCGAGGCAUAAUCCCAAGCAAAAGUGUUCUAGAGAUUGACAUAUAAGAUAUCGUAAAUGCCCAAAUCCCUCGGUGACGCCGCGCAGCUUCGCGCCAAUGAUGUUCCUCCCAUCGACAUCACACACCACGCCUCCCACAGCGACCCGUGUAUACCUCUCGCCAGCGUCUUUUCCCCGGCUACAUGGCGCCGCGAUAUGAACUCACCCUUUGGCUCGCAGCAUCACGCACCACGUCCCCGCCCCUCGCUCCAGGUAUACUACACCGCUCCGGAUGCCGCCGACCCCGCACGUCUGGAAGCGGCUGCCCGGGCCCUAGAGACGAGUAUUCUUCCCGAGCGCCAUCAGGGUAGAGACACCGCCGAGUGCGAUCGGUUGGACGUGUAUGGGAUGCCGUUCCUGGAGCUAGAAGGAGAAGUGCUGGCUGCUUGCGUGGAGCACCAAAGACGCGAGAUUGUUUCCCGGGUCGAGGAUAAGCACUGGUGUAUCCAGCGGUAUGACCUCGGGGGCUGUGAUUGGCGGAGGGCGUUGGUUAUCGUGAGGAAAGGACAGGAGGAGUGGGUGGGGGAGGAUGGGGCGAGGCGAGAGGUUGGUCUGAGUGUGGUUUUCUUUGACGCGGUUAGUCGGGAGGGACGAGAUAUUAGGAGAGACAUCUGGGAACGGAGAGCGGAAAGCGUGGAGGAGGAAGACGUCUUGAUUAGGGAACUCAAGUCGGAGUUGAAUUGGCAGCACAGCGCCUCGCAGUUCGAGGGAUGAUAAUUUGGUGGUGUCUGGUUCGUCUUGUAGAUUCAGUGUUUGCCUAUUUCAACCUCGUUGAAUAUCGUGUUACUCUUAGACCUGGCGUAGAUUGUAACGUCCCUGUCCUAUCUGCUAUUCGAAAUAUAAGAAGGACAUCUAGAUGUUGGGUCCUCUAAGGAGUAUGGCGCAUUCUCCGUAAAGGCUUCUUACCUUCACUCUGUUAAGGAACCGAGAAGGAUACCAAUACC
Messenger RNA from Daldinia vernicosa, 989 nucleotides. RefSeq lists its product as uncharacterized. Lineage: Eukaryota; Fungi; Ascomycota; Sordariomycetes; Xylariales; Hypoxylaceae. The coding region runs from base 64 to 759 and encodes 231 amino acids. The record is from RefSeq and is a predicted model, not a curated record. The transcript has a single exon.